This is a messenger RNA of Lymnaea stagnalis (great pond snail), 5946 nucleotides long. NCBI's taxonomy places the organism in Eukaryota, Metazoa, Mollusca, Gastropoda, Lymnaeidae. The record is from the annotation of a GenBank genome assembly.
GCACAAAUUAAAAUAUUAAGUGUUUAGCUCUCCCCCCACCCCACUUCCCAUCCUAAACUUUCAAAUUGACUUUUGUGGAAUUUUUAAUCGCGCUCAUUUUAAAAAAAAUUUGAAGCGACUUUUAGUCCAUAAAGUCAAUAAGUUCGAUCCAGGAAUUGGAGAAAGAUUUACCAAAAUCAAAAAUAAAAUAAAAAAUUCUUACAAGAGUGUAGUCUUGUAUUGUAAAUCAAGUAAGUGCAUAAUCUAAAAUACUAAACCGAAAUCAUAUACAUGAGAACAUAUUUAACAUAUAAAAACAUUUGAAUCCUGAAAUUCCGUUAUGGUUAGCGGUGUUUGAUGUCGGAUCCAUUCCUGUAAAAUAACUCUCUAAACAAACUAACCAUCCUUCUAUUUCCGAGCCCAUUUGUUUUAGGGUAAGUCGGCCAGACGCAUUCUUAAUACGCAAGUUUACCGUUAAGUAUAGCAAAACGAGAUCCCGUUGUGAGGCUAAACCAUGAUCACGAUAUCCCGUUGGGGGGGGGGGGGCAAAACCAUGAUCACGAUAUCCCGUUUGGGGGGGGGGGCUAAACCAUGUUCACGAGAUCCCGUUGGGGGGGGGCCUAAACCAUGUUCACGAGAUGCCGUUGGGGGGGGGGCUAAACCAUGUUCACGAGAUCCCGUUGGGGGGGGGCCUAAACCAUGUUCACGAGAUGCCGGGGGGGGGGGGCCUAAACCAUGUUCACGAGACCCCAUUUGGGGGGGGGGGCCUAAACCAUGUUCACGAGAUCUCGUUGUAGAACUGGCAUUAACGAAUUAACUUUACCAUGGAGGGCAUUACGUGUGUAAUUGCCAUGUGAUAUAGUUAAGGCGUGCACGACAUAGGGCCCACGGGCCUUAAAUUUUGAGCUGUGCAGGUCUGAUCUGUGUGAUUGCUUUCGAAGAAGACACUCCCGUUUUAUUGGUGAGGCCGGAAUAAGAGUAUCUGGAUUCAGAGAUCAUCUUUGUGAUAUUUCACAAAACGAGCCCUCUCUGUCUCAUCCUAUUGCCGCGCAUUUGAACACAAUUGAACUUCAACCAUAUCCAUCGCGGCAUUGAUUUGUUUACACCAUGCGUCAAUAAGCGUGCAGAAUAAAAACACAUUAAUUCAGAUGUUCAAGACCAUACUUCAAUAUGAACCAAUCAAAUGCUCAUCUAAGGAGCAAGUGCUCAUAUUCUCUCCAUUUAGUGCUCAUAUUCUCUCCAUUUAGUGCUCAUAUUCUCUCCAUUUAGUGCUCAUAUUCUCUCCAUUUAGUGCUCAUAUUCUCUCCAUUUAGUGCUCAUAUUCUCUCCAUUUAGUGCUCAUAUUCUAUCCAUUUAGUGCUCAUAUUCUCUCCAUUUAGUGCUCAUAUUCUCUCCAUUUCUACUUUCUUUUUUAUUGUCAUUUUUCUAACAAAAUUUUGAAGCGUUAACAUCUCGUAUCUACUACACAUGAAUUAUAUGACGUCAUGGCACCUCUGUGGUAACACGUACGUAUUGGAGUUGGACAAAUUCCUGUCACUAUUAUUUUAUUGCAGCCAAUAGCUAGCUAAAUUCUUUUGUUUUUCUAUUAUAUUAUUGCAGCCAAUAGCUAGCUAAAUUCUUUUGUUUUGUCUAUUAUAGUAUUGCAGCCAAUAGCUAGCUAAAUUCUUUUGUUUUGUCUAUUAUAGUAUUGCAGCCAAUAGCUAGCUAAAUUCUUUUGUUUUUCAAUGAUGUUAUUGCAGCCAAUAGCUAGCUAAAUUCUUUUGUUUUGUCUAUGAUGUUAUUGCAGCCAAUAGCUAGCUAAAUUCUUUUGUUUUGUCUAUGAUGUUAUUGCAGCCAAUAGCUAGCUAAAUUCUUUUGUUUUUCUAUGAUGUUAUUGCAGCCAAUAGCUAGCUAAAUUCUUUUGUUUUUCUGUUAUGUUAUUGCAGCCAAUAGCUAGCUAAAUUCUUUUGUUUUGUCUAUGAUGUUAUUGCAGCCAAUAGCUAGCUAAAUUCUUUUGUUUUUCUAUAUGAUGUUAUUGCAGCCAAUAGCUAGCUAAAUUCUUUUGUUUUUCUAUUACGUUAUUGCAGCCAAUAGCUAGCUAAAUUAUUUUGUUUUUCUAUUAUGUUAUUGCAGCCAAUAGCUAGCUAAAUUCUUUUGUUUUUCUAUAUGAUGUUAUUGCAGCAAAUAGCUAGCUAAAUUCUUUUGUUUUUCUAUUAUGUUAUUGCAGCCAAUAGCUAGCUAAAUUCUUUUGUUUUUCUAUUAUGUUAUUGCAGCCAAUAGCUAGCUAAAUUCUUUUAUUUUUCUUAUACCCUUGUGGGGGUUUUUUGUUGUUGUUUUUCUGAUGGGAGAGGCUUCCUGCCGAAACGUUUAUUUCAGUGGACUAUUUUCCCCUUCAUUCUUUCACAUAUCCUGUUCCACUAUUUCCUACGCACUGCUUGUGUCUAGUAUCUUAUAUAGCAUAAUGUAUUUCUUACACACUGCUCGAAUCCAGUACCGUAUGUAUAAUAUUGUAUUUCCUACUAGGAAAAUGGCGUUUUGUGGCAACCACUUUAAACCUGUGUAUCAGUCUGACAACGUGCCAGCCAGUGGGAUGACACUAUAUGAACCCCCAUUCAGUGUUCCUGUCUGCUACGCCUGGGAUGCUAAUUCGAUAGAUAACUGGCUAGUUGACACCGGCUACGGCAGGCAAGUUUCAUAAAUAGUUUAUACUCGGCAGUUCUGUGCUGAAUAUGUUUGGCAGGUCUGUGCUGGAUAUGUUUGGCAGGUCUGUGGUGCAUAUGUUUGGCAGGCCUGUGGUGGAUAUGUUUGGCAGGUCUGUGGUGCAUAUGUUUGGCAGGUCUGUUUUGCAUAUGUUUGGCAGGCCUGUGCUGGAUAUGUUUGGCAGGUCUGUGGUGCAUAUGUUUGGCAGGUCUGUGCUGGAUAUGUUUGGCAGGUCUGUGCUGGAUAUGUUUGGCAGGCCUGUGAUGAAUAUGUUUGGCAGGCCUGUGGUGGAUAUGUUUGGCAGGUCUGUGCUGGAUAUGUUUGGCAGGCCUGUGGUGGAUAUGUUUGGCAGGUCUGUGCUGGAUAUGUUUGGCAGGCCUGUGGUGGAUAUGUUUGGCCGGCCUGUGGUGGAUAUGUUUGGCAGGCCUAUGGUGGAUAUUUUUGGCAGGCCUGUGGUGGAUAUGUUUGGCAGGCCUGUGGUGGAUAUGUUUGGCAGGCCUGUGGUGGAUAUGUUUGGCAGGCCUGUGCUGGAUAUGUUUGGCAGGUCUGUGCUGGAUAUGUUUGGCAGGCCUGUGGUGGAUAUGUUUGGCAGGCCUGUGGUCGAUAUGUUUGGCAGGCCUGUGGUGGAUAUGUUUGGCAGGCCUGUGGUCGAUAUGUUUGGCAGGCCUAUGCUGAAUAUGUUUGGCAGGCCUGUGGUGCAUAUGUUUGGCAGGCCUGUGGUGGAUAUGUUUGGCAGGCCUGUGCUGAAUAUGUUUGGCAGGUCUGUGGUGGAUAUGUUUGGAAGACCUGUAGGGGAUAUGUUUGGAAGGCCUGUGGUGGAUAUGUUUGGAAGGCAUGUGCUGAAUAUGUUUGGCAGGUCUGUGGUUGAUAUGUUUGGAAGACCUGUAGUGGAUAUGUUUGGAAGGCCUGUGGUGGAUAAGUUUGGACGGCCUGUGGUGGAUAUGUUUGGAAGGCAUGUGCUGGAUAUGUUUGGAAGGCCUGUUGUGGAUAUGUUUGGCAGGCAUAUGCUGGAUUAUGCUAGGUAUGUCUGUAACACCCAUGACAUUUAUAAAGGUAUAGAGGAAGAUUACGUUACUUGCAUAUUAUUAUUCUUUAGUUAAAUUUAGUUAAAUGUCCAGAUACAGGUUUCAACAAAUUUCCAGUUAUUACUAAGUAUUAAUAAAUGUCCACUGACCUUGAUUUGUGUGAGACACUUGCCUUGGACCGUGCAAGCUGGUGUGGCGGACUCACUGUCGGAGAAAAAUCAUCAGAGAAUAUGCGCACCGCUCACUCUCAAAGAAAGCGCAUGACAUUGAAAAAGCAAAAUUAACUAAAAAUCCAUACAGGGUCCAAAACAACGUGUUUCCCACUUGCGGGAAAGCUUUCCAGACACAAAUAGGACUGGCAUGUCACCUGCCUACUCACUGUGUAAUAUUACCUUAAUCUUCCUCGAAUGCGAAAGACGAAAAAGAACAUAAAUGUCUAGUAAUGAUCAAGUAUCAUUUUCUGUUCUAGGUAAUGAUCAAGUAUCAUUGAAUGUCCAUGUAAUGAUCAAGUAUCAUUUCUGUUCUAGGUAAUGAUCAAGUAUCAUUGAAUGUCCAUGUAAUGAUCAAUUAUCAUUGAAUGUGCAUGUAAUGAUCAAGUAUCAUUGAAUGUCCAUGUAAUGAUCAAGUAUCAUUGAAUGUCCAUGUAAUGAUCAAGUAUCAUUGAAUGUCCAUGUAAUGAUCAAGUAUCAUUGAAUGGCCAUGUAAUGAUCAAGUAUCAUUUGAAUGUCCAUGUAAUGAUCAAGUAUCAUUGAAUGGCCAGGUAUCGGCCAAUCUUCAGACAGCAGAACAUCAACGGUGUAAGUCUUCUGUCAUUGCGUCCUGACGACCUGAGGAAGUGGGGAGUCAUAGACGCAGAUGAUGCACACGGCAUUCUGAGAAAUAUUGCCAGACUUCGUCAAACAUCACGUCACAUGGAGCCGCAUGAACUUCCGGGUGUCACAUAUACAUAUUAUAGGUCAGUCACAUAAUCUUAUGAACUGUCACGCAAUAGAUGUGUGCCUAUAUUACAGGUCAGUCACGUGAUCUUAUGAACUGUCACGGCAAUAGAUGUGUGCCUACAUUACAGGUCAGUCACGUGAUCUUAUGACCUGUCAGGCAAUAGCUGUGUGCCUACAUUACAGGUCAGUUGGCGGGGUCUGAAUACACACGUCAUAAAAGGUUAGUGAUCCCAUUGAUCUUACUAAGAUUUGAUCUUACCACAGGGUAUACCCUGAAAAGCUACACUAAGAUUUGAUCUGACCAUAGGGUAUACCCUGGAUAGCAACACUAAGAUUUGAUUUUACCAUAGGGUAUAUUCUGGAUAGAGACAUUAAGAUUUGAUAUUACCUCCUGCUGUGUCUCAUAUUAACUCUAAUCACAGAUAAUGUCUCAAUUAACUUCAAAAUCAUGUAGAUAAUGUUUUUUUAUUACAUCAUCCUGUAGAUAAUGACUUCGAUUGCAUCAUCCCGUAGAUAAUGUCUGUGAAUACAACAUCCUGUAGAUAAUGUCUUUGAUUACAACAUCCUGUGGAUAAUGUCUUUGAUUACAACAUACUGUAGAUAAUAUCUUCGAUUACAACAUCUUGUAGAUAAUGUCUUUGAUUAAAACAUCCUGUAGAUAAUGACUUCGAUUACAUCAUCCUGUAGAUACUGACUUUGAUUACAUCAUCCUGUAGAUAAUGACUUCGAUUACAUCAUUCUGUAGAUAAUAUCUUCGAUUACAACAUCCUGAAGAUAAUGACUUCGAUUACAUCAUUCUGUAGAUAAUAUCUUCGAUUUCAACAUCCUGUAGAUAAUGACUUCGAUUACAUCAUUAUGUAGAUAAUAUAUUCGAUUACAACAUCCUGUAGAUAAUGACUUCGAUUACAUCAUCCUGUAGAUAAUGACUUCGAUUACAUCAUCAUGUAGAUAAUGACUUCGAUUACACCCUCCUGUAGAUAAUGACUUCGAUUACAUCAUCCUGUAGAUAAUGACUUCGAUUACAUCAUCCUGUAGAUAAUGACUUCGAUUACAUCAUCCUGUAGAUAAUGACUUCGAUUACAUCAUCCUGUAGAUACUGUCUCAAUUAACUUGAAACAUCCUGUAGAUCAUGUUUCUUUCUUUAACUGCCAGGUCAUUGUAUUUCGGUGACCAGCCACCUGUGUCCACUCAGGACCAGAUGUCCUACUCUACAUGGUCAGUGCCCGACAAUGCCACCCUAAGGCGGAUCCAAAGUCUCUCAGGUGGUGACACCUAUGGGUGGUUUCAGAGAAAUAGGCCACAUCCAACAAUUUAACUUUUUCUGG